AUGUCCCUGGGGCUGUUUCUCGGUCUGUGGCUGGCUUUUGUCCAAGUAUUGUCGCAGAACGUGACGAAACAGUAAGUGGUACAGUUUGAGAAAACUAGUUUAGAGUCACUUCGGAGCACAAAAAUGGCAAUUGGAACGACCGUCAGAUUCUGGAAGACCUUCUCAAACGCUACAGGUUUCCUGGUAAGAUAUAAAUGAUUAAGUAUCAACGUAGUUUAAUCAAUUUCGUUUCGAGACUUUUACUAAUUUAUAAAUUAUGACAAUUUUACCGUGUUCAGAUACGUCAGCUAACAUAAGUGUAGGUGUAAAAAUUACACUAGAAGGCAUUUUAUCAUCGCCGGAGGACUUGGUAAGUUAAUGUCAACUUCAAUAUUACUUACAGUGUACGUUGGAACUAGUAGUUAAUCAGAAGUGGCUAGAAUCCAAACUAAGAUUCGAGAAUUUGCGGAACAGUCCUGCUCCAAUUCGAUUACAUUCCUGUAAGUUUUAAUGCAUUUACCUAACAUAAAGUAAAAUAAAGAGUCUUGUUUUGUAGCAAUUUCGUACAUAAUACAACAAAGUCAUUAAUUUACAAAAUUUAAAUUUAAACAUAAAUCAUACGAAACUACAGUAAACUACAUCUGGAGUCCUGAACUUAUCUUCCCCAAUGCAAUAAAUGUGGCGUCAGUCAAUAAUUACCAUGUCUUCGUCUUUCCCAAUGGAAUCGUGGAAUCUGAGCAAAGGUACGACCACAAAGUACUAUUAUAUUUGAAUACUUUAGGCUACAAGUGUCAGUAAGAGCAGAUGUCAACCUGGAGCGGUUCCCUUUUGAAAGAAAGUAUUGUUCUGUCAUUAUAUCUAACGGUAUGUUCGUAUUAUACUGUCACAGCAAGGAAAAACAUGUAUCAUGUAUUUAUACAGUAUGUGGGAGAAUCAAAAUACAUUUUCAGCAGACAUUCGAGCAUCGUGGAAUCGCCUUCUGAAUCUGAAAGUGAGCAAGUCGUAUAUCACUGGGGCAGGUGAAUGGAAGUUUCUCAAUUUUACAGUAGGACAUCCGAAAGAAGUCAGGGUAGCUCUGAAAAGGUCUCUCAACUAUUGGAUCUGCACCUUGUUCUUACCGACCCUCGCCUUCAUUACCGUGUCUUUGUUUACAUUAUGGUUCUUUACUCUGAGUGACAAUCGACAAACUACUAUCAAUGCAAUAUGUUUGGUGGCUGUUGUAGCUUUGGUAAUUUAGAUUAUCUGUUAUCAGUCUUUUUUGUAAAUAUUUAAAUUAGGAAUGACUUUUUAAAGAUAAAUUUAAGGUAAUAACCUUUAUAAUAAUUUUAAAAUUUAGAAUUGCUUUGCACAUUCUGUGGCCCCAAGGACAACUUACUGGAAGGCAUUAGACUUCUGGACAUUAGCCACUGUACUGACAGCUCUUUCUUUACUACUUUGCUCAAUUUCAGUCGGCACAUAUCAACGACAAACCGGGUACAGCAACUACAUUAACCACGUGAGUGAUAACGUUACAUUCCUUAGCUACACAAUAUGCUGACCUUUAAACCACGCCCCGCCCCUUUUACGUUCACUUUGCGAUUUGAUCGUUAAGAAAACGUUUGUGUUUGAUAGCUAUCACUGUGCUGAUCAAAGUACGAGAAGUCGCUUUCAGUUGAACCCCGAGGAAUCGACCAUGUUAGACAAGAAGCGGUGGAUUGUGACCGAGACACCGUACUACUCCCAACUCUCGACCAGUACCUCCUCCAAGCAAUACCACAAGUUUGUCAUUCUAGGCGUCAUUCUAUUGGCAUUCGGCAGUUUUUUAUUCUAUUUUUUAUUCAUAACAGUAAUACCAUUCUACAACAAUAAAUACAUAUAA
Bursaphelenchus okinawaensis is the source of this 1837-nucleotide messenger RNA. NCBI's taxonomy places the organism in Eukaryota, Metazoa, Nematoda, Chromadorea, Rhabditida, Aphelenchoididae. The record is from the annotation of a GenBank genome assembly.